Molecule: messenger RNA, 4938 nt
Organism: Branchiostoma belcheri (Belcher's lancelet)
Lineage: Eukaryota; Metazoa; Chordata; Leptocardii; Amphioxiformes; Branchiostomatidae
Biological process (GO): detection of mechanical stimulus
Cellular component (GO): membrane
Molecular function (GO): protein binding; calcium ion binding; calcium channel activity
Source: RefSeq, a predicted model, not a curated record
AAGGCCCUUCGUCGUCCAUUCGCCCGCUGGAUAAGCCCCAUUACCGGAGCAAGUGGAGGAGCAAAGAACCGAAGUGAGCCGCUGUGCAAAGUGAGUCUGGUCCCUCCUGACAGGAUGGUCGCACGUCAUGUCUAUCAACUCACGGUCACCACCGGGUCCAUGUUCGGGGCAGGGACUACCUCACGGAUCGGCUUGCAACUCUUCGGGUCAGAGGCCACAUCCCCAGUCAAGAUGCUGAACCCCAACAGAGAGGCUUUGGUGCGCGGAAGCACUUUACAUUUUGUCAUGCCUGUGCGAGAGUCACUUGGAGAAGUGCUGUUGUUGCGCAUCUGGCAUGAUAACUCUGGGAAAGGAGACACGGCAUCCUGGUUCCUCGGAAGUUUUGUCGUCAGAGAUAUAGAAACCGACGUGGUAUCGUAUUUCACCUGCAAUGACUGGUUAUCAAGAGAAAAGGGGGACGGUGAAGUGCAGAAGGUGGUUCACGCAAGUACUGAAGAGGAUCUGACAUCCUUUACCAAUGUCUUCAAUGAGGCAACCAGAGACGUGUUCUACGAUAAACAGCUCUGGACGUCUGCCCUUGUAGCAGCACCGGGUUCAAUCUUCACAAAGGCCCAGCGUCUGUCCUGCUGCUUUACUCUACUGAACACCAUGAUGCUAUCCAGCGCCAUGUGGUACAAGGCAGAAAACACAACUGCCGACACCAGAGUGUUGAACCUGGGGUUUGUUCGUUUCACCAUACAGAUCUUUGUCCUUGCUGUGGGUCUGGCUGCCAUCUUUAGCCUCCCGUUCCUCACCAAGCCGCAAGUUAUUCUGAAGGAAGACCUGCAGCUGAACCUGUGGAACUCGAAAGCACCGAAGAAGGUCUAUCCACCUGCCAAGCCUGAUGUGAAAUCGGCUAGGAAGAAGAAGGAACUGAAUAAGAAGUCAGCUUCUGCACUGAAGGAGUUUCUUCUCUUGCUUCUCUUCGUGGUGCUCCUCUUCUACAUUGCCCAGGCGGAUAAAGACCAACAGCCUUUUUAUGAGACACAGUCCUUGUCGAACAACAUUCUGCAAGAAUAUGACACGAUUAAAACUCCGGACCAGUUCUACGCGUGGACUGAGGACGUCCUGCUGCCGACCCUUUACCCAGCUACCUGGUACAACGGAAGGGACAUGAAGUACUUAGACCGACAGUUUGCACACAACACGGGAUCCUUCCGCCUCGGUCCUCCACGUCUGACACAAGUUAGGAAACUUCCAGGUGAUCUGGGAUUUGAACGCUUUGUUGAACUGCAAACCGCUGCAUGGUGGGAUUCUUGUUUUAAACACAUCCUGGGUCUUGUUGUCUUCCUCAACACCAUAUCCCUACUUCGCGUCGUCCGCUUCAGUCAAACAAUCGGCAAACUCCUGGCUCUUCCCGGCAUCAUGAAGGAGGAGCUCUUGUCGUUCUUGGUUGUUGCCGCCAUCGCUUUUAUCGCCUUCAUCAGCUCGGCACACCUCAUAUUCGGAAGCCACAUGGAACCUUACGCAGACCUGUACCACACAACGUUUGCACUCUUCGAGAUGAUGCUUGGCAGGUUCUUCGCCCAGGACAUGUUGGACUCCAACCCUCUCACCGGGCCGAUCUUCUUCUCUUCGUUCAUGAUCUGCAUCUUCAUCCUCCUGAUGAACUUCCUCAUGACCAUCGUCUGUGACGCCAUUUCCGCCGACGUGGACGUCAGCCAUGACCAAGAGCUUGGAGAGUACAUCUGGAGGAGCUUCCGGGCCAUGUUAGGGUUUCACAGCACGCCGGAUAAGGAGAAUAAACCAGGUGAACUGAAAUUGAAAGGACUGGAGGCCAACAUAGUCAUCAUUCAGGAGAAACUUGAUGAAGGUCUGGACAUCUGUAACUCCAUCUUGCCUUCACGGAAGCAGGUGACGUCUGACAAAAUAACCCGGGAAGAUGAGAAAUUACCAAUAAUUGUCGACGAAAGUCACCAAAGUACCACUGUCAUUCGAAAUGAUAACCACAACAUCCAAAAGCCAACUGGUACUAAUGUAGAUACCUUUGAUAUUGACACUGAAAUCCAAAUCCUGGAGCAAGAAUUUGAGGAAGAAGAGAAAAACCGAAAAAAAAUAACAACAGAGCAUCACCUAUUAACUGAGAUAAGGGUGCAGACCAAGCAAAUUGAGGACAUCCUUGUUAGGGUAAAUCGUGCUACAACUAAACCGACUGUGCAAAAGGCACCCCGGUGUAUCCAGGUUGCAGCAGCUCCACCUGAGAAGCGAAAUGUGUCAGGUGACACACAGAAUGGAAAACAGCAGCCUGCAGGAAACACGUGGAUCUCCGAUCUAAAGCUCACCGCUGAAGACAAGGCUGUACUCCUUAGUGACGAGGUGCUGACAGACAAACACAUCCAUGCCGCACAGAUGUUACUCCGCCGUCAGUAUCCGGGAUUGGUGGGACUACAAGAUACGACAGUAGGAGCGUCUUCGUACGGAUACACACGGGUCUCCGGAGAAGGUCUACAGAUUCACCACACCGGCCAAUUCCACUGGGUACUCUCGUCCUCCAUAGGUGGACAUGUCAGUGUUUAUAACAGUAUCCCCGGUAGGAUAAAUGCAUUGUUGGAGAGCCAGUUGACGCAGUGCUACGCGCCAGUCCCCAACAUGGCCACCGAUGUACUGACUGUCAAAGUGCCACGUGUGCAGCUGCAGGAAAGCGGAAGUACAUGCGGACUGUUUGCCAUAGCGUGGGCUGUAGACAUCGCGAUGGGGGCGGAUGUGACCCAGGUCAGGUACAACGAGAGCAAGAUGAGAGCCCAUCUCCUGGACUGUUUCGAACGCGGUCAGCUGUCUCCCUUCCCGCGGGUCCGUCUGGUCACCAGGCGGCGAGCCAGUGCAGUUCACCGGAUCGGUUUGAUUUGGAACCAGAUCCAGCUUGCUAGGAGCAGAAAGGAAGACCUCCAUGUCGUCUGGCUGGACUUGGCAAACGCCUAUGGGUCUAUUCCACACAAGGUCAUCCAGUAUGCAUUGGAGUUCUUCUGGGUACCAAAGGAAGUGAAACAGAUGGUCCACAACUACUUCUCUAACUUUAAGCUAAGCAUCAGCAUCAGGAACUAUACCACAGGCUGGCAGAAGGUGGAGAAAGGCAUUGCCAUGGGGUGUUCCAUUUCACCAUUAUUGUUCAUCAUGGGAUUUGAAGUUCUCCUGGUUGGUGCCAAACAGGUGGUGGGAGGAGUCAAGGCACCAACGGGGGAGAGGAUGCCAGCACUCCGUGCAUUCAUGGAUGAUGUGACAAGCAUUCUCCGUACUGCACCGUGCACCAAACGUCUGCUGCAGAGACUAGAAGAACUGACAGGAUGGGCAGGUAUGCAGUUUAAACCAGCAAAGUCUAGAAGCCUGUCUCUUAGGAAAGGAGUGAUCAGCAACAGGAUCUUCUCAGUAAACGGCCAACAAAUCACGAACAUUCAGGAAGAACCAGUAAAGAGUUUAGGCCGGCUGUAUACAAGUAGUCUGAGUGACAGAGGUAGAGGCCAGGAUGUAGUCGACCAAGCAUGUAACGGCCUGAGACUGAUUGACAAGUGCGAGUUACCAGGGAGACUGAAAAUCUGGUGUGUGCAGUUCAUGCUGUUUCCGAGACUCAAGUGGCCACUUAAGACUUACAACAUCUCUAUAUCUACAGUCGACUUAAUAGACAGAAAGGCCAAUUCCUACUUCCGACGUUGGCUAGGAGUGCCGAGAUGCCUGUCCACGGUUGCCCUGUUUGGCAGGAAUAAGCUAAACCUUCCACUCACAUCUAUUGCAGAAGAGUUUAAGCUCGACAAGGUCCGACUUUCCCUGGAGCUGGAAGGGUCCCAGGAUGCUUCAGUGAGAGCUGCAAACAGAGGAGUAGACACAGGGAGAAAGUGGAGUGCGAAAGACACCAUCGAGAAAGCUGUGAGCAGACUGAAGCACAAUGACCUGGUAGGGGCAGUGCAAGUAGGAAGAACUGGUUUAGGGUGGGGAGAGUGUACACAGAGAUGGAGGAGUGCCAACCCCAGGGAAAGGAGGCAGUUGGUGUCGUAUGAGGUUAGAAGGAUGGAGGAGGAGGGCAGGAUGGUGACCGCAGUUGGUCAGAGCCAACAAGGUGCCUGGCUAAACUGGGAUGGUGUGGUCGAGAGAAGGUUCACAUGGACCGACCUGUGGAACAUACAGAGUGCCAGGUUGAGCUUCUUAGUGAGAGCAACGUACGACGUCCUCCCCACCCCUCGUAACCUCACCCGGUGGUAUAGGAAUGAGGAGUCUUGCCAGCUGUGCGGGGUAGCUCAAGCCGACUUGAAACACAUUCUGUCAGGCUGCAAGACUGCUCUGCAACAAGGUCGCUACACAUGGAGACACAACAAGGUGUUAAGACAGCUAGCAGUGAAGCUGGAGGAAGUAAGAAAGGAAUCCUCUAGAUCGUCAUCAUCCUUCCAGGCUAUCCAGUUUGUGAGGGAGGGUCAGAAACCAAGAUCCUCAGCAGCUACUGGUACAGUUAACUCAGGAGGUAGUAUUCUGUGCAGAGGAAAGUGGGAGAUGAGAGCAGACUUGGAAAGACAACUCCACUUCCCGAGCACCAUCUGUGAGACAUCUCUUAGACCGGAUCUAGUUCUGUGGUCCGAGGAUCAGAAAGCUGUACUGAUCAUUGAGUUAACCAUCCCGUGGGAAGAAAAUGUGCAAGCAGCAUUUGAAAGAAAGAAACUGAAAUAUGAUGAUCUGGUCCUGCAGUGCAAGCAGAAAGGCUGGCAGACGCGACUAUACCCAGUAGAAGUCGGUGUAAGAGGGUUUGUAGGGACUUCCUUCAUGCGUCUGUGCAGGGACUUCAACAUCAGGGGAAAAGCCCAGACUCAGCUCACUAGACAGGUGACUGAAGAAGCAGAAAGAAGCAGUUUCGUAUUGUGGCUGAAGAGAAAGGACAAGGCGUGGAAGUCCUUCCAGAGAAGUGGCGACAGUGCCUGA